Molecule: messenger RNA, 912 nt
Organism: Hordeum vulgare subsp. vulgare (domesticated barley)
Lineage: Eukaryota; Viridiplantae; Streptophyta; Magnoliopsida; Poales; Poaceae
Product: probable glutathione S-transferase GSTU6
Exons: 1
Coding region: 1-819 (272 amino acids)
Biological process (GO): glutathione metabolic process
Cellular component (GO): cytoplasm
Molecular function (GO): glutathione transferase activity
Source: RefSeq, a predicted model, not a curated record
AUGCCAACUACAAGCAUUAAGGAUUUUAUAUAUACCCACCCAACUGAACCACCGCGCCGUACACGACGAGCACCGCGCCGGAUUUUAGUCCAAGCCUGGGCUCGAUCGAUGGCCGGAGACGAGGGCGAGGUGACGGUGCUGGGCCACUGGGGGAGCCCGUUCGUGACGCGGGUGCGGCUGGCGCUGCGGCUCAAGGGCGUGCGGUACGAGUACGUGGAGGAGGACCUGCGCAGCAAGAGCGACCUGCUCCUCCGCUGCAACCCCGUCCACCGCGCCGUGCCCGUCCUCAUCCACCGCGGCCGCCCCGUCUGCGAGUCCCAGGCCAUCCUCCAGUACGUCGACGAGGCCUUCGGACCUCCCACCCUCCUCCCCGCCGACCCGCACGAGCGCGCCGUGGCGAGGUUCUGGGCGGCAUACUUCGACGACGAGCUGGGCGCGCCGUGGGACAGGGCGCUCCGGGCAGGGACGGAGGAGGAGCGGGCGGCGUGGAUGAAGAAGGUGGUCGACGCGGCGGACGGGCUGGAGCGUGGGCUGGGGGAGUGCACCGACGGGGGCAGGAAAGGAUGCUUCUUCGGCGGUGAAAGCGUCGGGUACGUCGACGUCGUGGUGGGCGGCGCGGUCUCGUACGUGCACGCCGUAGCCAGGGUCUCCGGCGAGAGGCUAUUCCAGGAUGAAGGCAGGACGCCGCUGCUGGCGGCGUGGCUGCGGCGCUUCGGCGAGCUCGACGCCGCCGUGGAGCUGCUCCAGGACGUCGACCGGGUCGUCGAGUACGUCAGGUUCAUACACACCAAGAACGCUGCCAAGGCUACUGCGAAUUAACUAGGGCUCGAUUUUAGACUCGUUGGAUCUGUACCAAUCAUGCAUACCAACCUUUCUUUCACCGUGGAAGAUCCAACACAAUUCAGAUCUCAA